Molecule: messenger RNA, 1187 nt
Organism: Daldinia decipiens
Lineage: Eukaryota; Fungi; Ascomycota; Sordariomycetes; Xylariales; Hypoxylaceae
Product: histidine phosphatase superfamily
Exons: 2
Coding region: 339-1100 (253 amino acids)
Cellular component (GO): cytoplasm
Molecular function (GO): phosphatase activity
Source: RefSeq, a predicted model, not a curated record
UUUUGGUAUUCGUAUGCGCACUUCUUUCACUCAUACACUUCCUUCUAUACCUGUGUACCAACAUAAUACAUCACCUUGGACACUGAUGACACAAUGAGGUUCUUUCUCAAUAACUAUCUCUUCAUAAAGGAUAACCCCAAAUAUCGUUGUUUAAUUCCGCCACUAGCUUAAAGAUACAGCCGAGUUGUUAUUUAACAAUGACAAUGUGUGCGAGACCUAGGAAAACUAUAAGAGGCAGAAGUAUCGCGUCGUAUGAAAAUUAAUAACGUACCACACUAACCCCCUUUACUCUUAGAAUCGAUUUAACUAUCACAAAAACAAAGAGUUUAAUUGCCGCCAUGCCUGUAACAAUUCAUAUAGUUCGCCACGCUCAAGGCCCUCAUAAUGUUUUACACGAAGCUCUUACGAUGCGCGACCCCUUUCUCACCGCAGAAGGGCUGCAGCAAUGUGCACGUGUAAAACAGACAUUUCCUUUCACCAUCGACGCUAUCCUUUCAUCGCCGCAAAGACGAGCAAUUCAAACUGGUUUAAUUUGUUUUGGUCAGUUUGUUGCUGGUGGAUUGCGGAUUGAUUUGCAUGCGGAUCUACAAGAGACUGGCAACAUUCCGUGUAAUGUUGGAGUGGACAUUCCAACACUUGAAAAAGAAUUCGGAGCCGUUAUUAAUACAGAUAAUCUUGAAGAUAAUUGGUACCGAACAGGAGCAGGGCUGUCUUCAGAUCCCGCACAUCUUAGAGCGCGCGCCCGGCAAGCGAGAAAUUACAUUCGAGAAUAUGCCUUGUCCAUGCUCCAGAGCGUAGAGGGUCAACCUGGUCACCAACCUGACAUACACAUCGCUGUUGUUACCCACUCGAUAUUUAUACCAUUUUUAACUGGUGACUUCUCCGGUGGGUUAAAUUACUUCAGAAACGCGGAAUGGAGGUCGUACACGUUCAGUGAUCUAGAAGGAACCGACAAAAAUGCUGUGCUUAUGGAAACUGACCAAAGCCUCCAACGGCGUGGAGCUACGAGGCCGUCGCUGAAUCAGAAUGUCGCAGGCCAGACCAGCAUAUCAAACCACAUACUCAACGAGGAACUUCCCUGCUCGAAGUCGAAAUUUUAAGUAAACCGAAAAGACGAAAAAAAAGGAGCAACUCGCCAGCAGGACUUGUUUCUAUGUACUUAACAAUCCUUAUAUUUUUUGAACCGG